AAAACGGAAGUGGGUGUUCCCUGUGCUCUAUGGGUUGCUGACGAAUAAAACAAAAUCGACAUAUGCUCGCUUUUUUCGACUCGUCAAAGAAAUUUGGCCGCAGUUCAACCCACGUGUUUUCUCAACAGACUACGAAGCAGCAAUUAUUGGAGCUAUUCAGGAGGUUUUUCCUCGUUCAGACCUGGCCGGUUGUCUGUUCCACCUGGUUAGGAAUCUUAAAAAAGCAAUUUGCGAUGCUAAUUUAAUGCAGCGUUAUAAAAAUGAUCCUUUGUUUGCCGCUGAUGCCAAAUUAAUUACUUCAAUAGCUUUCCUGCCUAUCUGUGAUAUAUCUUUGGCAAUCAUUGCUUUAGAGACCUAUCUCCCACUUGAAUUACAACCUGUUCUUGACUGGUUUGUCAUGUAUUUUAAUUUUUAUUUAACGUUCAGGUUUAUUACAAAUUAUACUGGCCGUUUGCGUAUGGAUGGUAUGCGAAACCAACCGAGGUUUGAUCCAGCAAUCUGGAGCGUGCAUAGAAGGGUACUUGAAAUGGGGGAUAGAACUAAUAAUUACGCAGGUUAAGAAGCUGCACAUAAAAAACUCCAACGGGCAUUCAGUUGUUCGCAUC
Molecule: messenger RNA, 605 nt
Organism: Meloidogyne enterolobii
Lineage: Eukaryota; Metazoa; Nematoda; Chromadorea; Rhabditida; Meloidogynidae
Source: the annotation of a GenBank genome assembly